AUGACUCUCAUCUUUUUCUUUAUUCUCUUAUUUCAUUAUUUCUUUUUCUUUAUUCUUUCUCCUUUAUUCUUUAUUCCUGUUUCUUUAUCUUUCUUCUUUCUAGAUUUUUCUCCUUCAUUUUUCUACUUCUUUAUUUUUCUUCUUUAUUUUUCCACUUCUUUUUCUUCUUCUUUCUUUCUUUCUUUUUCUCCUCCUUCAUUUUUUACUUUUUUUGUAGUUUCUCCUUUUUCAUUAUUGUUUCUCCUUCUUUCUUUUUUCUUUAUUUCUUCUCUUUCUAUAUUUUCAUACUUCUUUAGUAUUUAUCUCCUCCUUUCUUAUUUUUUUCUUUCUUUAUUGUUUCUCAUUCUUCAUUUCUGCUUCUUUACUUUUUCAUUCUUUAUUUUUCUCCUUCAUUUUUCUAAUUCUUUAUUUUUCUCCUUCAUUUUUCUAAUUCUUAAUUUUUCUCCUUCAUUUUUCUAA
Molecule: messenger RNA, 459 nt
Organism: Acanthosepion pharaonis
Lineage: Eukaryota; Metazoa; Mollusca; Cephalopoda; Sepiida; Sepiidae
Source: the annotation of a GenBank genome assembly